This is a messenger RNA of Populus trichocarpa (black cottonwood), 1350 nucleotides long. Its product is annotated as probable inactive purple acid phosphatase 9. Bases 795 to 1136 code for a protein of 113 amino acids. The record is from RefSeq and is a predicted model, not a curated record. Lineage: Eukaryota; Viridiplantae; Streptophyta; Magnoliopsida; Malpighiales; Salicaceae. The transcript has a single exon.
GAACACGACUCGGAGUUUAAUUUGUCUCACGGAAUGGAGACUCGGAUGAAACGAUAGCCUUCCUGUUUGGAGACAUGGGAACUCCAACACCAUAUGCUACCUUUAUCAGUACACAAGACGGAAGCAUAUCAACCAUGAAGUGGAUCCUCCGUGACAUAGAAGCUAUUGGUGGCAAGCCUGCUUUUGUUUCUCUUCUUGGAGAUAUCAGCUAUGCAAGAGGCUGCUAAUGGUUGUGGGACCAUUUUUUUACUCAAGUUGAACCUGUUGCAUCCAAAGUGCCAUACCAUGUGUGCAUUGGUAAUCACGAGUAUGAUUGGCCUUUACAGCCCUGGAAACCGGAUUGGUCCAAUGCAGUUUAAGGAACUGAUGGCGGUUGUGAAUGUUGGCCUGUUGGGUUCCUUACAGCCUUAAAUUUAACAUGCCAGAGAACUCUUCAGAGUCAACUGGCCCGUGCUCCUGGACUCGAAACCUUUGUACAUAUCAACUAAGACCAAUUUCGUUUCUGGGAGCAGCCAAUAUAACUUUAUAAAGCAAGAUCUGGAAUCAGUUAACUAGAGCAAGACCCCUUUUGUGGUGGUCCAAAGGCACAGACCAAUGUAAACUACUAGCAGCAAAAACAGGGAUGCCCCUUAAGGAAAAAAAUGCUUGAGCACUUGGAACGUUUGUUUGCGAAAAAUUAACAAUGUUGCCCUUGCAUUGUGGGGUCAUGUGCAUAGAUGUGAAAGGUUUUGUCCAGUGUGCAACUUCACCUGCGGAAGCACUUGGAAGGGAUUUCUCUCCAUGCUGUGAUUGGUAUGGCAGGACAAGACUGGCAGCCCAUCUGGGAGCCAAGACCAGAUGAUCCAAUCUUUCCACAGCCUGACCGGUCUAUGUACCAUGGGGGCGAGUUCAAGGAGAAGCUAACACUAAUUACUUAUGUAGGGAACCAGGAUGGACAGAUGCAUGAUAUGGUGGAGAUAUUGGCAUCUGGAGAAGUUCUCAGUGGUGGUGACAGCAUUAGUAAGGAAGCUGGAGACAGGAUUAAGGUGAUUGAUUCUACUUUCCCAUGGUAUGUCAAGCCAGGGUGCUCGUCCUUGGGGCUCUUUUUCGGGCUAUAUUUUCGGCUACGUUUCCCUUUCCAGGAAGCAAAAUGGUAACAGGGACAGCUGGGCCUAGACUCCUGUGAAAAGCGAGGAGAUCUGAAAGACUACGAGGAAAUUAUGAUGCUUGCUAUACAUGCAUGCAGGACAUGUUUCCUUGUAUUUUUGGAGCUCGUGUGUGGGCGUCAUUACGGAUGUGCUGAAAUGAAGCCCUCCUUUUUAGUCUAGGGUAGAUUAGUUUUUUUCAGAGCGGUUUUAAAAAUCUAUUUUU